Molecule: messenger RNA, 577 nt
Organism: Delphinapterus leucas (beluga whale)
Lineage: Eukaryota; Metazoa; Chordata; Mammalia; Artiodactyla; Monodontidae
Source: RefSeq, a predicted model, not a curated record
CGCGGGCUGCUGCCGUCUGGAGGCUCCGUUCCGUCGUCGCUUGCUGCCUUAGGCAGCCCUACUCGGCCGCAGGCCUGCUGGCUCAGGCCUGAAACCCCCAUGCCUGCUGGGCCUUCAGCCCACGGCAGGAAGGAGUUCUGUUGGGGUUCGGAAGCAUUGCUGUCUCUGUUGUUCCUGAGGCUAGACAUUGAAGGAGGGGAGAUACAAUACAAUGGCCAAGAACAAACUAAGAGGACAGAAGUCCAGGAAUGUAUUCCACAUAGCCAGCCAAAAAAGCUUCAAGGUUAAAAAUAAAGCAAAACCAGUUACCACUAAUCUGAAGAAGAUAAACAUCAUGAAUGAUGAAAAAGUUAACAGCGUGAAUAAAGCUUUUGUAGAUAUGCAAAAGGUACUUGUACAGUUCGUAAAAGGCCUUUCUCUUGAACCUCUGCAGAAACAGCUGAUUCCUCAGCAGUGUCAUGAAAACGAACCAGUUAAUGUUGAUGAAGCUACAAGAUUAAUGGCUCAGUUGUAAUACACUGGUGAUGCAUCAAAUUCUCCAAAAAGACCAAUAAAUUAAAUGUUUUAUACAAUUUUA